GCCAAUUGACACACAUCCACAAAUGUCACAUUUUAAAAUGACGAAAAUAGAUUACGCGAUUGAAGAUGCGAAGAUUUAGAGGGAUUGUCGUGCGUUGCUGAAGGUGAAGGGUGAAGGUGGUAGAGGAGAAGAGGAGGCGGGUAAGUGAGGGUAUCGUUUAGUCCAAAGUCGGUGCGAGUGCGAGAGUGUGAGUUUAGUAGUUUGCAUUCAUCUCGGUGUAUCAGUUUCACUUGUUCUCGUCCUGCGGCAACUGCGAUCAAAGUAAGUGAGUAAGUGGACGUGUUGUUACCAACAACAACAGUGGUGGCAUCAUACAUAACGACGUAAGAAGAUGGUCGUGGGCAGCGCGCGGAUCAUGAACAUCACCAGGAAUUUCAAACUGAAGCGACAGCAGCUGCAGCAGUGCUCACGAACAUUGGGCUUCGGCAGCAGGAAACUGCUGACGGUGGACGGCGACGCCGCAGACGGUGCUAGGUUAUGUCGCUGCAGGAGGUUCCACACGUCCAGGGAGCCGAGGGCCUCCUUCGCGAAGCUAUCUCCGCAAGAGGUAGAUUCGAUUCUUCGCGCCAACGAGUACAAUCACGAGUUCUCUUCGGGGACGACGUCGGUGAAGUCUUACGAUUCGAAUCAACUAGCAUCUAAUAACCCCAUCGAGGACACUCGCUCGGAAGCUAGCUGCCUGCUGACCACCGGUUUACUUGUGGGCGUGUUCGAUGGACACGGAGGCGGAGCUUGCGCGCAGGUCAUCGCCAAGAGGUUGUUCCAUUACAUCACCGCCUGCCUCCUGCCGCCGGACAGCCUGAAACAAUACUCGGCUUCGUUGCAGACCCCAUCGCCGCUGGACCUGAUCAAAUCCUACAACGACAAAGUGCAAUUCGUCGACGACGUCAGGGACAUUUAUAGGAAUAGUUUUUUACAGUUUUUGCGCGACCUGAAUGAUUUGAACGACAAGAAGAAUUUCGAAAUGCAUCGAGCCUUGGAGGACGCCUUCCUGCGGUUGGACAACGAUUUGUCGCGUGAGGCGUUACCUAAGGAUGAUGGAAAGGUCAACAUGAAGACGCUUUCCGUGGCUAUGACUGGAUCGGUGGGUUGCGUGGCUCACAUAGAUGGUGCUCACAUGCACGUCGCCAAUGUAGGAGAUUGCAACGCCGUUCUAGGUGUUAGAACUGAUACGAAUUCGUGGAUCGCCAAGAAGUUGACGUUGGAGCACAACACGUUCAAUCAGGCGGAGGUGGAUCGCAUCGUGAAGGAGCAUCCGCACAACGAGAGCAACACGGUGAUCAAGAUGGAAAGGUUGCUCGGUCAGUUGGCACCUCUUCGCGCUCUAGGCGACUUCAGGUACAAGUGGAGCAAAGAGAUCAUGUCUUCGAUAGUCACCAAAUACUUCGGGGAUCAGAUGGUGCCACCGAACUACUACACCCCGCCCUACCUCACCGGUAAACCGGAUGUGAUCUACCAUAGGUUGACGCCGCGCGAUAAGUUCCUGGUGCUCGCCACGGACGGCCUCUGGGACAUCAUAUCACCGUUGCAAGUAGUCCGACUGGUGGGUGAGCACAUGAGCGGUAAAGUCACGCUCAGUCCUCUGAAGUUGCCCAGGAAGAACAUGAAGCUGUGGGAGAUCAACGAGAUGCUGCUGCAGCGCAAGGAAGGUCUCAAAACGAAACCCAAAGACACGAACGCCGCCACCCAUCUGAUCAGGAACGCUCUGGGCGGAACGGAGUACGGGAUAGAUCACGGGAAGUUGUCGCAACUGCUCAGUCUUCCUGAUGACGUGGUGCGCGUCUUCAGAGAUGAUAUAACCAUCACCGUCAUCUACUUCGAUUCGGAAUUUCUGAGGCACUGUCCCGUCUGAUCCGUUUUCUUUCAAUAUAUAUAUAUGCAGCUUCAAUUUGGUUUCCGAUCGCCUUUGUAUAUAUAUUUUUUAUGUAUAAAUUUACGUUAAUUCAUGUAUUCACUAGUUCAAUUCGACACAAUGAAGAAACAAAAGGAAAAAAUUGGAGAGAUAAACUUGGCAGUAUUUAAUUUAUUGUUUGUUUGUUUCGCGCUGCUCCUAUACUAUACUACUAUUAUUAUAUAUAUAUACGAUUUAUUAUAUAAGUUCAAACCAAA
Molecule: messenger RNA, 2109 nt
Organism: Nicrophorus vespilloides
Lineage: Eukaryota; Metazoa; Arthropoda; Insecta; Coleoptera; Silphidae
Gene: Pdp
Product: pyruvate dehydrogenase [acetyl-transferring]-phosphatase 2, mitochondrial
Exons: 5
Coding region: 332-1852 (506 amino acids)
Biological process (GO): protein dephosphorylation
Molecular function (GO): protein serine/threonine phosphatase activity; cation binding
Source: RefSeq, a predicted model, not a curated record